UAGACAUUAGUGGAAAUGCUAUGUAGUGUUGUGUUUUUACAGGAUAGCAGCAUGCAGGCCUGGCAAUCAGUUUGUCAGAGGAUUUUAAACAAACCAUUGUCCAUCUGGCAUGGAUUUCUACAACCACUCUUCAUCAGCAGGGUCAAAGCAUUGAUUAAGUUCCAGCUGGACACUAGUACUGAGCUGAGCAAGCGACAGAUAACCAAGGUUGUUAUGACAAUUGGCUCCACGGAGGAGGGGUGUAUAGCUGACACAGAUCUGGCAGGAUACAUCUGGCAGGAGUCCCCGGGGGACAUUCCUACUAACAUGGCCUGGACCACCGCCACUUCUAGAUCCACCUCCGAUAAUCCCGGGGGACUCAUCAUGAAAGCCAAGGCAUUCACACCAGUCAUUCAGAGGUUUCUUACUGUUUAUAUUUGAAUUACACCAGUCAUUCAGAGGUUUCUAACUGCUUCUAUU
Saccostrea cuccullata (small rock oyster) is the source of this 459-nucleotide messenger RNA. RefSeq names its product conserved oligomeric Golgi complex subunit 1-like. The transcript is spliced from 3 exons. NCBI's taxonomy places the organism in Eukaryota, Metazoa, Mollusca, Bivalvia, Ostreida, Ostreidae. Gene Ontology annotation, cellular component: COG complex; Golgi apparatus. Bases 16 to 420 code for a protein of 134 amino acids. Gene Ontology annotation, biological process: intra-Golgi vesicle-mediated transport. The record is from RefSeq and is a predicted model, not a curated record.